Molecule: messenger RNA, 2355 nt
Organism: Xenopus laevis (African clawed frog)
Lineage: Eukaryota; Metazoa; Chordata; Amphibia; Anura; Pipidae
Gene: lsr.L
Product: lipolysis-stimulated lipoprotein receptor
Exons: 9
Coding region: 244-1962 (572 amino acids)
Source: RefSeq, a predicted model, not a curated record
UGGCAAAGGGAGGGACUUUCACCUGGACUAAACCAUUUCGAAACUAGUUUGAAGGCACAUUCUCUACUACCUGUGCCUCCUUUUCCUUUCACUAUCUUGCCUUUCCCUCCGACCGCACAAACUUUCGAACAAGCGCCGGCUCAGUAACUACUGGUAAGGUUGUUGUGGGCGCCCCUCCCCGGGAGUUGGUACGUGCCGCUGUACCUGAGGGGAGUUCGGAGUAACGCUGAGCGGAGGGAGAACAUGUCAGGGACCGGGAUUCCCGCCCUUAUCGGUUGCUUGUUCCUACUUUCAGGAUCGGCCUAUGGAAUACAAGUUACUGUGCAAAACCCCUUCAACGUGGUCAUUUUAUUCCAGCGGAUCACCUUAAAGUGCACUUACGAAACCUCCUCCACGCAGCCGCCCAUCGUCGUCUGGAAAUACAAGACGUUCUGCCGAGAUCGCCUGACUGACGCGCUCAACCCAACGAGCCAAGAUUCCCAGAUCAAUAGCCAACUGCAGCAGAAUAAUCCCGGCUUCAACCCGUAUGUGGAGUGUCAGGACAGUUCCAGGACGGUGAGGAUUGUGGCCACCAAGCAAGGGAACACCGUCACUCUGGGGGACUUCUACCAAGGACGCAGAAUCACAAUAAGCAACACUGCAGACCUGAGCAUUGAUCAGACCGCAUGGGGUGACAGCGGAGUCUAUUACUGCUCUGUUAUUUCCAAUCAGGAUCUCACAGGGAACAACGAGGCCUACUCUGAGCUUUUGGUACUGGACUGGCUCUUCGUCGUUCUUGUGGUCCUUGGCGGGUUCCUUGUUUUUCUGCUCAUUGGAGUUUGCUGGUGCCAGUGCUGCCCACACACCUGCUGUUGUUACGUGCGCUGCCCGUGUUGCCCAGAGAAAUGCUGUUGCCCGCGAGCAUUGUAUGAAGCAGGAAAGGCGGCUACUGCCGGAGUCCCCAGUAUCUAUGCUCCCAGUGCCUAUGCCCCAUCAAUGUACUCUCAUCCGACCCAAGUGAAAAUGCCCCCGCCGGGCUCUGUGAUUCAGAUGGGACCAGUGCCUCCCAUGUACAAUGGAUAUGGAAUGGAUUAUGAUGCAGCAAGUUCAGUGGGCGGACACAGCUCCCAGGCACCUCUCAUUCGGGACAACGACGGCGUAACCUCUGUUCGUAGUGGCUACCGGAUCCAAGCCAACCAGCAGGAAGAUUCCAUGAGAGUUCUUUAUUACAUGGAGAAAGAAUUGGCAAAUUUUGAUCCAGCAAGACCGGGAGAACCAAAUAACAGAUUUGAGAAAGGUACAGCAAUGAGUGAGAUCAGCUCUUUGCAUGAGGACGAUCGCAGGAACAACUUGAGAAAUGAUCUGGGUCGCUUACGGAACCAGCCUAUGGCGCCGAUCCGGGAUAUUGAAGAGGAAAGCCUGCUUGGAAGUGAAUACAGGCACCCCCCAUCCUCACGACAAGACCCAUAUGAAGAUCGGUUCCGUGGGGGGCCACCUUUAGAGAGACGCGGCCGUGCUCACUCCAUGGAUGACCUGGAUGAUUACGACCGAAGAGACCGCAAUCGUGAGCAGCCUCCUGACAGCCGCAAUCGGGGAAGGCGCAACUCUGACGAUGACCAUAGCAGUCGCGGCUACAGCAGAAGCCAUCAGAGUCGCUCCCCUGACCCCCGUGAUGACUACGGAGGAGGAAAGAGGAGCCGAAGUAGAGACGAUCUGCGUGAAUUAGGCCGACAGCAUCAGAAUCAAGAGUACGACGACCGCUUUCUGGAGGAUGUUCUGAGAAAGAAACAGCAGAGGGCAGGAAGUAGGGAUGGACUGGACAACCUUGGAAAGAAGGGGCGCUCUGAUGGGAGAAGGAAUUGUAAUGAUGACGACGAUUUUCCUCCUCCACCUCCUCCGUACACUGAAACAGAGUCUGUCUCUUCUAGAGGGAAGAAAAUGAAAAGGGGUGAAGCUUUAAGCCGUGAGAGUUUGGUUGUUUAAAUACUCGGGGGAACAGACCCAACCAAAGAAAAAUACCUAAAUUGUGAUCAUUUGUCUUUUUUUAAUGUGUAUGUACCACACACAGACUUUAUAUUCCCUUUUUAUACGAGUGCCAUGUACAUUUUUACUAUUUGCAGCCGGCGAGCAACAUUCUCAUGUUCUAAUGAAUUGUACAAUCCAUUUAGGCUGAACCUUCAGGUAAAGCUUUUUGUUUGUACACAAAGGUAUCUUACCGUGCAUUUCUACCUUCUAAUAUAAUUAAUUGUGGGCAGUUUUUGCUAUUACUCAAAUAUCUCAUCUCUGAAUGAUCAGUUGUUUAUACAGGUAUGGGACCUGUUAUCCAGAAUGCUUCAGACUUCAGAUAUUUCUGUACUUUGGAUCUUCAUACCUUAA